AUGGAGGCUGGAAAUGAAAAUGGUGGUCCUGACCUGCGCUUUGAAUUCAUGGGAUCUUAUGUGCAGAAGACGCUGAAGCUGAAGCCAGAAAAAUGGCUGAGAGUGGUGACAGUGGAGGAGCACAAAGCAAUUAUAAAGGAGUUUCUAGACAGGCCAACUCCUGUGCACUUAGUGAUUCUUCUCACGCCAUCGGCACAAUUAAUUCCCUGCACGACGUUUCCCCUGACGCAGCUCAAGACGAAAGGGGUGUACUUCAUCAAGAAGUACCCACAGGAGGUGCCUCGGGAGAAUUGCCAGGAUAUGCUGAUUGUUGGUGAUUUGGCAACGAGAACUAUUGAUCAGUUGUCAACGCUGGUAGAUGAAAUAUUCGUUCCGUUGCUCUCGAAUCCGCAAAACCACAAAGGUUGGCCAGAGAUGGUGGCUCAAGAUGUGCAGAAGCACGUUCACAGUCUCAAGAGCACGGUUUAUCAGGUGAAGGGCCAAGUGAGUGGCCAAACUGUUCUCCCAAUGCCAGUGGGAGUGGAGAAAGUGAUAAAGGCAGCCCAGGACAUAAAUGCGGACAAGGAGUGUGCAGUGGAUCUAUAUCUCAAGAGUGCCAUCGAGGGAGUGGUGAUAAAGUGGGCCACCCAGAUUAAUGAUGUGAUGAUUGAGAAUCCCAACAAUGCCUUCAACGGUGGGGCCAAUCCGUCGCCCAGUGUGGAGUUGAAUUUCUGGAAUAGUCGCUUGAAGAAUCUCAACUACAUUUAUGAUCAGCUCAAGAAUGAGCGGGUGCGGUGUAUGGCAUUGAUUCUCGAACAUACCGACAGUGCAUACUUCCCCUGCUUCAAGAAUCUCUUUAAGAAUGUCGUAACAGCUCUCGCUGAAUCUAAAGACAUCACGCUCUACAUUAAUCCUCUACAGAAGCACUUCACAUCGAUUGAGGAGUCGGAUUUCUCUGAGUCGAAGAUCCUCAUUAAGCCAAUGAUGCACGUUGUUUGCCUUCUAUGGGCCAAUUCACGCUACUAUUGCCACUCAUCAAAGUUGAUUGUGCUGCUGAAGCAGAUAUCCAACUUGCUUAUUCAUCAGGCUAAGCGAUAUCUCGAUCCUUCGAGUAUUUUUCACACCGACAUCGACGAAGCAAUGCAGAGAAUCUCCUUCUCCAUUCAACUUCUGAAGCACUUUAGGCAGAUUUUCGAUGAGUGCAAGGAGAAUCUCGCAUCUUACUUUACAGAUCGUCCUCCGAUUCACUGGACUUUCCAUCCCAACGCUGUAUUUGAUCGCUUCAAUGCAUUUCUCGAUCGUCUCAACACAAUUCAAUGGUUCUUCUACACUGUGAUUGAGUUCCUGAAGCUGGAGAAGGUGGAAAUAGGCGGGCUGAAGGGGCGCAAUUUGAGUGCAAGAAUCACUGCUGUGUCAGUGGAGUUCAAUCACUGCUUCUCACAAUUCUCAGCAAAGACCUAUGAUGUUCUGGAUCCAGAUGAUCCGUCAUUUAAGGAGGACUUUGUCAAGUUCCAAGAGAGAAUCCUCGAACUUGAUCUCAAAUUGGCUGCAAUUCUGUGUCAAGCAUUUGAUGAUUGUCACAAUUUGGAGAGCGUAUUCAAGCUGAUCAGCAUUGUGGGCAGUGUGCUGGACAGGCCGAAGAUCAAGGAAGAAUUCACCAACAAGUACUCGGAGAUACUGAAGAUGCUGGACGAGGAGAUUAGCAUGUGCGAAGAUAUCUAUCAGAUGCAAAUGAGCUACCUGGAGAGGGAAGGUCACCUGUUUAUUGACCAAAGCUGCCCACCGGUGACCGGCUGCUUGCGCUGGGUUAUGCAACUGUCUGGUCGUCUGACGCCGCCAGUUAAAAGCUUCCAGUCACUUCAACACCCCGUGACUAAGACACCCGAAGCUCUUGAACUUGUUAGGCGCUAUGAGAAAUUGAUGGAGCUGCUGUCUGUGUUUGAGGACAGAGUGUUUAAUGAAUGGCGCGAAAAAGUGCCUGAGCAGAUUGAACUGAAUCUGCAGAAGUCUCUGAUGAUCAGGCAUGAAUUCACGAAAUUGUUAUCAUUGAAUUUUAGCCCGCAACUCUUUGCCAUACUGAAGGAAGUGCACUAUCUGAAGCUGAUGGGCAAGGAGGGCAUCCCAGAAGUGGGAAUUCAGUUCUCUGAGAAAAGUGAAACGUACAGAGGAUACACUUUGUCUCUCGAGAGAACAAUUGACUGGUAUAAUGAGAUCCUCGAAAAUUCCACAACAGUCGAAUUGGAGUUGAUUGAAGAGGAAAUCCAGAUGAUUGACACACUCCUUGAGGUCGGAAUUUCCGAGUUGACUUGGAAUUCAGAAAACAUAAUGGAUUACUUGACAAAGCUGAGGACACCUGUGGAGUGUCUUCAGCAACGCAUGCAAAACAUUCAGAAGAACCUGGCAGAAAUGCGACAAAUCUUGGGCGCGUGGUCAAGACUACCACUCUUUGAGCGGAAGGAUGGGAAGAAGGACACAGUGCUGUGUCUGGAUGAGAGAUCGGACAGGAUUGCAAAGCGUUAUGCAGACAUUGAGGCGGCCUCGACAAAAAUUCAAGAACUGUUGGCGGAAAAUGUGGAGCUGUUUGGUAUGCAGGAGAAGCAAAGUGCGCCAAUUUGGCAAGAUUACGUCGCAUUCAUUGACAAUAUUGUUUAUGAGAACCUCUUGUUGGCCGUUGGCGUCAGCAUGAGUUAUUUGUCCGACCACAUGGAUCCGAGCAAUAAUUUUGCCCCGCUAUUUGAGUCACGUCUGGAGCUGCUGGAUCCCGAUCUGAUCUUUGUUCCCUCGCUGGAUCCCAAUGAUCCCAAGGGAUUCAAUCACCUCCUGGCUGGACUGAUAGUGGACAUCGCAAAGAUGUCUUCGCUUAUGUCGCGAAUAAAGCCAGACAGCACGGAUUCCUACGAGAGAAUCAUCACAGAACAUCCGGACAUAAUAGAGAUGAAGGAGGAGAUUUUGGAUGGAGUUGAGAAGGUUGUUCAGGAAGCUGCGGAGUUUUGCCGCGGUUUCGAAAGAUACUCAUAUUUGUGGUUAGAUGAUAGAGUGCAGUGCAUGGAGUUAUUUCUGGAGUAUGGAAGGAUUCUGGAUAUUGACGAGAUUGAUCUGAUUGUGGUGAAAGAUCCAGCAGCUCCUCAGCCAUCACAACCCACAAUUGAGGCUUUUAGAGAGCAGAUUGACAAUUAUGAGUCUCUGUCGCAGGAGAUCGAGGACAUCGAACCCUUCCAGGUCUUCAACUCCUGGUUCCAGGUCGACGUUCGUCCCUUCAGGCAGGCCCUAAUCAACACUGUGAGAAAGUGGGGCAACAUGUUCAAGGAGCAUCUGGUCAACAGAGUGACUACCAAUCUCUCUGACCUGGGAAACUUUAUCCGGAAAGCUGACGAAGGCCUCUUGCAGCCAGUGAAGGAGGGUGAUUACGAAGGAUUGGUCAACAUCAUGGCUUAUUUGCUGCACGUGAAGGAAAGAGGUGCUACAACGGAUGAGAUGUUCGAGCCAAUGCAGGAGACAAUUGAAUUGCUGAAAUAUUAUGACAUGGACAUCCCUGAGGAAGUGAAUGUCCUUCUCCAGGAAUUGCCUGAACAGUGGGCAAAUACCAAGAAGAUCGCCAUCACGGUGAAGCAACAAGUUGCUCCACUUCAGGCGGCAGAAGUCGUUGGAAUUCGCAAUAGGAUACAGACCUUUGACCAGCAUGUCACCUUCUUUAGGGAUGUUUUCCGCAAUUAUGACUUCUUCAGGUACGAAUGCGAAGACCCUUAUAGAUUGGCGGACAGAAUCAAUGGAGAUAUUCUGAGGCUGGAGAAUGAGAUGAAAGAUAUCCAAGGAUCUGGAAGUCUCUUUGAAGUGAAUGUCCCUGAAUUCAAGCCGCUGAGGCAGUGCAGAAGAGAGUUGAGAAUGCUGAAACAACUUUGGGACUACGUCUUUAUUGUGCGCACAAGUAUUGAAGAUUGGAAGACAACUCCUUGGCGGAAAGUUGACGUAGAGAACAUGGAUAUUGAGUGCAAGAAGUUCGCCAAGGAUAUUCGUCUUCUGGACAAGGAGAUGCGAUCGUGGGAUACUUAUGUGACUUUGGAGGCCACCGUGAAGAACAUGCUGACAUCUCUGCGCGCUGUGGGUGAGCUGCAGAAUCCCGCCAUUCGCGAGAGACACUGGAAUCAGUUGAUGGUUUCCACAAAGCAUUUGGCGAGUCUGCCCAAAGAGAUUACCGUUCAAUUCAUCAUGGAUCAUGACACCACGCUCUCAGAUCUCCUGGCGCUAAAUCUUCACCAAUGCGAGGAUGAGGUGAAGACCAUCGUGGACAAGGCUGUGAAGGAGAUGUCCAUGGAGAAGAUCCUCAGGGAUCUCAAUACAACGUGGUCAGCAAUGGAAUUUGAUCAUGAAACACACGGCAGAACGGGAUGCAAUCUCUUGAAGGCUUCUGAGGAGCUGAUUGAGACUCUGGAGGAUAACCAAGUUGUUUUGCAGAAUCUCAUCACGUCCAAAUUUAUAGCCCACUUCCUGGAAGAGGUGUCCACGUGGCAGAAGAAGUUGAUGAUCGCCGAUCAGGUGAUCACAGUGUGGUUCGAAGUGCAGCGCACCUGGACUCACUUGGAGAGCAUCUUCAUGAGUUCUGAGGAUAUCAGAAAGCAGCUGCCAGUGGACUCUGAUCGAUUUGACAGAAUCGAUGCGGAAUUCAAGAUUCUGAUGAAGGAAAUGUCUGUGACAUCCAAUGUUAUCAACUCAACAAAUCGCGAUGGAUUGUGUCAGCGUCUGGAGGCGUUGCAGCAGGAAUUGACACUGUGUGAGAAGGCUCUGGCUGAGUAUUUGGAGACAAAGCGACUGGCUUUCCCGAGAUUCUACUUUGUGUCCUCGGCGGAUCUUCUGGACAUCCUCAGCAAUGGGACAGAGCCUGAUUUGGUGGUGAAGCAUUUGACAAAGCUUUUCGACUCAAUCGCCAAGUUGAAUUUCAUAAAAGAUCCCAAUGGAGGAUCUCACAGGAAAGCCCUUGGAAUGGUGGCCAAAGACAGCGAAUAUGUGGAGUUUAACGAGGAGGCAGAUUGUGCGGGAGCUGUUGAGGUGUGGCUCAAUCGCAUCCAGGAAUGCAUGAGAAAAUCCCUCUGUCACUACAUCGCCGAUGCUGUGGUGGCUUAUGAGGAGAAGCAGAGAGAACACUGGCUGUUUGACUAUCCAGCUCAAGUGUCUCUGUGCGGAACACAGAUUUGGUGGACAACAGAGGUGAAUAUCGCGUUUGGACGUCUGGAAGAGGGAUAUGACAAUGCCAUCAAGGAUUACCACAAGAAACAAGUCUCUCAGCUGAGUGUCCUCAUUUCCCUACUCUUGGGAGAGCUCAGCAAGGGAGACAGACAGAAAAUCAUGACCAUCUGCACAAUUGACGUUCAUUCCCGAGACGUGGUCAGCAAAUUAAUACAGUCCAAAGUGGAAAGUGCAUCGGCAUUUCAGUGGCAAUCACAACUAAGGCACAGGUGGGAUGAUAAGGAGUACGAUUGUUUUGCCAAUAUCUGCGAUGCUCAAUUUCGCUAUAGUCAUGAAUAUUUGGGCAACACUCCUCGACUAGUGAUCACUCCUUUAACCGAUCGCUGCUACAUAACUCUGACACAAUCUCUUCAUCUCGUUAUGGGUGGAGGACCCGCAGGACCUGCUGGUACGGGAAAAACGGAGACAACCAAGGAUCUGGGGAGAGCUCUUGGCAUCAUGGUUUACGUGUUCAAUUGCUCAGAACAAAUGGACUACAAAUCCUGUGGGAAUAUCUACAAAGGACUGGCUCAGACCGGAGCUUGGGGAUGCUUCGAUGAGUUCAAUCGUAUUUCAGUGGAAGUAUUAUCUGUGGUGGCCGUGCAAGUGAAGUCCGUUCAGGAUGCCAUCAGGGACAAGAAGUCCCUGUUCAACUUUAUGGGCGAAAUGAUAGCUUGCGUGCCAACAGUGGGAAUUUUCAUCACCAUGAAUCCCGGAUAUGCAGGACGAACGGAAUUGCCGGAGAAUUUAAAGGCCCUCUUUCGUCCUUGCGCCAUGGUUGUGCCGGAUUUUGAACUCAUCUGCGAAAUCAUGUUGGUCGCCGAGGGAUUUCAGGAGGCCAGAGUGUUGGCCAGAAAGUUCAUAACUCUCUAUACGCUCUGCAAGGAGUUGCUGUCGAAGCAGGAUCACUACGAUUGGGGAUUGCGUGCCAUAAAGUCCGUACUCGUUGUGGCUGGUUCGCUGAAGCGAGGUGAUCCCGGGAGGCCCGAAGAAGAGGUGCUCAUGAGAGCCCUCAGGGAUUUCAACAUUCCGAAAGUCGUCACUGAUGAUAUGCCAGUUUUUAUGGGGUUGAUUGGAGACCUCUUCCCAGCACUGGACGUGCCCCGGAAGAGGGAUCAAGACUUUGAGAAGACCGUCAAGCAGGCGGCUUUAGAUUUGCUACUACAGCCAGAGGAUAACUUUAUCCUGAAAGUGGUGCAGCUGGAAGAGCUGCUAGAAGUGAGACAUUCGGUAUUUAUCGUAGGAAAUGCCGGAACAGGAAAGACACAGGUGUGGAAAACACUGUUCAGGACGUAUCAGAAUGUCAAGAGAAAGCCCCUCUUCAAUGACCUGAAUCCGAAGGCUGUCACUAAUGACGAACUCUUUGGGAUCAUCAAUCCAGCAACGAGAGAGUGGAAAGACGGACUAUUUUCUGUGAUCAUGAGGGAGCAGGCGAACUUGAGUGGAGACAAUCCCAAGUGGAUAGUUCUGGAUGGGGACAUUGAUCCCAUGUGGAUUGAGAGUUUGAACACUGUGAUGGACGACAACAAAGUUUUGACCCUGGCCUCAAAUGAGAGAAUCGCUCUGACGCCCACAAUGCGUCUCCUGUUCGAGAUCUCCAAUCUCAGAACAGCCACACCGGCCACUGUCUCCCGCGCUGGAAUUCUCUACAUCAAUCCUCAAGAUUUGGGAUGGAAUCCCUACGUGACCAGCUGGAUAGAGACUCGAAAAGUGCCGGCUGAGAAGUCUAAUCUCGUGAUUCUCUUCGACAAAUACAUUCCGCCAUGUCUGGACAAUAUUCGAUGCAGAUUCAAGAAAAUCACUCCAAUUGCUGAGAUGGCACAUGUUCAGAUGCUGUGUCAUCUUCUGGAUUGCCUACUAACGCCACAAAACACUCCGGCAGACUGUCCGAAAGAGUGGCACGAUCUCUAUUUUGUCUUUGCCUGCGUUUGGGCCUUUGGAUCUUCAAUGUUCCAAGAUCAGGCGAUUGAUUACAGGAUUGAAUUCAGCAAAUGGUGGGUGAAUGAGUUCAAAUCCGUCAAGUUUCCAACGGGAGGCACAGUGUUUGACUACUACAUCGACACGGAGACGAAGCAAUUCACCGUUUGGACGGAGAAAGUGCCCAAAUUCGAGUUGGAUCCUGAUCUUCCACUUCAAGCGGUGUUGGUUCACACGGCGGAAUCAAUCAGAAUUAGAUUCUUUCUGGACUUGCUGAUGGCGAAGAAGCAUCCGGUGAUGCUGGUGGGAGCUGCGGGUUGUGGCAAGACUGUCCUGGUCAAUGAAAAGCUAUCUGGCCUGUCUGAGAACUAUGCUGUGACCAAUGUGCCAUUCAACUUCUACACUUCAUCAGAGAUGCUACAGAAGAUCCUGGAAAAGCCACUGGAGAAGAAAGCUGGCCGAAACUAUGGUCCGCCAGGAAAUAAGACUCUCAUUUACUUCGUGGACGACAUGAAUAUGCCUGAAGUGGACUGCUAUGGAACAGUUCAGCCUCACACUCUCAUCAGGCAGCAUCUUGACUAUGGGCAUUGGUACGACAGGAGUAAAUUGACCAUCAAGGACAUCCACAAUUGCCAGUACGUGUCUUGCAUGAAUCCUACGUCAGGAAGUUUUACCAUAAAUCCACGGCUCCAGAGGCAUUUUUGUGUCUUUGCCGUUAGUUUUCCCAGCAAUGAUUCUCUAACUACGAUCUACCUGUCCAUCCUGAACCAACACUUUGCUAAUGCUGAGCAGAAGUUCAACAUUUGUGUGACAAAGAUUGCGCCUAACAUCGUAUCGGCUUCCUUGGCCCUUCACGCUAAGGUAUCGCAGGUGUUCCUGCCCACGGCCAUCAAAUUCCACUACGUCUUCAACCUCAGAGAUCUCAGCAACAUGUUCCAGGGUCUGCUAUUCAGCACCAAUGAUUGCUUGGGCAGUGCCACGGACAUGAUCCGUUUGUGGCUCCACGAGACACAGAGAGUGUAUGGUGACAAGCUCACGGAUGACAAGGAUAUCGAUAGCUUCACGAAGAUGCAAACGGACAUCGUGAAGAAGUCUUUUGAGGAACUCGAUGAGAGCAUUGUGUUCGACAAACCGAAUAUCUUCUGUCACUUUGCUGGUGGCAUAGGAGAGCCUAAGUACAUGCAAAUCCCCGAUUGGGGAUAUCUGACCAAGCUCCUUCAGGAGGCUAUGGUAUCCUACAACGAUCUGGUGGCCGCGAUGAAUCUGGUUCUCUUUGAAGACGCCAUGAUGCACGUGUGCCGGAUCAAUCGCAUACUGGAGUCGCCAAGAGGGAGUGCUCUGCUUGUUGGCGUGGGUGGCAGUGGGAAGCAGUCUCUCUCCCGCCUGGCGGCUUUCAUAUCAAGUUUGGAGGUGGCCCAGAUACAGCUGAAGAAGGGCUACGGCGUGCUGGAUCUCAAAAACGAACUAUCCGGGCUGUAUCUCAAGUCAGGAAUGAAAAAUGUGGGCAUAAUGUUUCUCAUGACGGACGCCCAAGUGCCGAAUGAGCAAUUUCUGGUACUCAUAAACGAUAUGUUGGCCUCUGGAGAGAUCCCAGAUCUCUUUCCCGAUGACGAGGUGGAGAACAUCAUCGCGGGUGUCCGGAAUGAAGUGAAGGGAGCUGGAAUGGUGGACUCCCGCGAGAAUUGUUGGAAGUUCUUCAUUGAUCGCGUCCGGCGGCAACUCAAGGUGGUUCUUUGCUUCUCCCCCGUGGGAUCGACGCUACGUGUGCGUUCCCGGAAGUUCCCAUCCUUUAUCAACUGCACAUCCAUCAAUUGGUUCCAUGAAUGGCCUCAGGAGGCUCUUGUUUCUGUCUCAAUGCGAUUCCUGCAGGAGCUGAGUGUCCUCCCGGAGACUUUUAUGGACUCCGUGGCCAGAUUCAUGUCCUACGUCCACACAUCCGUCAACACCACGUCCAAAAUCUAUCUGCAGAAUGAGAGACGCUACAACUACACCACUCCCAAGUCCUAUCUUGAACAGAUCAGUCUGUACUCCAAGCUCCUGAAGCAGAAGCACGCUGAGUUGCAGAGCAAAAUUGAGAGGCUAGAGAAUGGUCUUGAGAAGUUGAGAACCACAGCGGCUCAAGUGGCGGAUCUCAAGCUUAAGCUUGCCGUCCAGGAAGUUGAGCUCAAGGAGAAGAAUGAUGCUGCCGACGCACUGAUUGAGAUUGUUGGUGUGGAAACGGAGAAAGUUCAAAUUGAAAAGCAAAUAGCCGAUGAGGAGGAGAUGAAAGUGGCCAUAAUUGCUGAGGAAGUCACCAAGAAACAGAAGGACUGCGAGGAGGACUUGCUGAAAGCAGAACCUGCUCUUAUUGCCGCCCAGGAAGCGCUCAAUACCCUUAACAAGGCCAAUUUGACUGAGUUGAAGUCCUUCGGAUCACCGCCAGGAGCUGUGACCAACGUCACGGCGGCUGUAAUGGUUCUCCUGGCUCCCAAUGGAAAGAUACCUAAGGACAGGAGCUGGAAGUCAGCGAAGCUCGUCAUGGCGAAAGUCGAUGCCUUUCUGGAUGCACUCAUUCACUAUGACAAAGAGAACAUUCAUCCGGAAAUUAUCAAGUCCAUUCAGCCUUAUUUGAAAGAUGCCGAGUUUGAACCAGAGUUUGUGCGAUCGAAGUCUGCCGCCGCGGCUGGACUUUGUGCGUGGGUGAUCAAUAUCAUUAAAUUCUACGAGGUUUAUUGCGACGUGGAGCCCAAGAGAAAGGCUUUAGCUCAGGCGAAUGCCGAACUUGCAGCUGCUCAAGAAAAGUUAGCCAUCAUCAAGAAGAAAGUUGCUUCACUGGAGGAGCAAUUGGCCAAGCUGACGGCAGACUUUGAGCAAGCAACGGCUGAAAAAUUACGUUGUCAACAGGAAGCGGAUGCCACGCAAGCGACCAUUCAGCUGGCAAAUCGCUUGGUGGGCGGCCUGGCCAGCGAGAACGUGCGAUGGGCAGAAGCUGUGGCGGAAUUUAUGGCUCAAGGAACUACUCUUCCCGGAGAUACUCUCCUGAUAACUGCCUUCAUUUCCUACGUGGGAUGUUUCACGAAGCAAUUUCGUCUGGAUUUGAUGAAUAAGAUGUGGCUUCCCUACUUGAGAGCCUUAGAACCACCGAUUCCCAUCACUGAAGGCCUGGAUUCGCUGACACUCCUCACGGACGACACAACUGUGGCUAUUUGGCACAACGAAGGUCUUCCCAGUGACCGGAUGUCCAUUGAAAAUGCCACCAUCCUGUCCAACUCUGACCGCUGGCCCCUGAUGAUCGACCCCCAACUGCAGGGGGUCAAGUGGAUCAAGCAAAAGUAUGGGGAGGGCUUGAAGGUGAUCAGGAUAGGGCAGAAAGGAUAUCUGGACAUUAUCGAGAGAGCCCUCGCGAAGGGCAACACAGUGCUGAUUGAGAACAUCGGGGAGAAUUUGGACCCAGUGUUGGAUCCUCUCUUGGGGAGAAAUUUGAUAAAGAAAGGUCAAGCAAUUAAGAUUGGAGACAAAGAAGUGGAGUACAAUUCCAACUUUCGAUUGAUACUGCAUACGAAACUCGCAAAUCCUCACUACAAACCUGAGAUGCAGGCUCAGACGACACUCAUCAACUUCACAGUGACCAGGGAUGGGCUUGAGGAUCAACUUCUGGCCGAAGUGGUGAAGGCAGAGCGACCGGAUUUGGAGGAGUUGAAGGCAGAACUGACAAAACAACAGAAUGACUUCAAGAUCAUGCUGAAGAAGCUUGAGGAUGACCUUCUGUCUCGUCUCUCAUCAGCUGGAGGGAAUUUGUUGGGCGACACGGCUCUUGUGGAGAAUCUGGAGACGACAAAGAAGACGGCGGCAGAAAUUGAGCGAAAGGUAGCAGAGGCGAAAAUAACUUCCCAGGAGAUUGACAAUGCUCGAGAGCAUUACCGUCCAGCAGCAGCACGAGCCAGUUUACUCUACUUCAUCCUCAAUGAUCUCAACACCAUCAAUCCCAUCUACCAAUUCUCCCUGAAGGCAUUCAGUGUGGUCUUCCAGAAGGCCAUCUCCAGAGCAGAUCCUGCAGAGGAAGUGGUGGCGAGAGUGAAGAAUCUCAUUGACUGCAUCUCCUAUUCGGUGUUCCAGUACACAAGUCGUGGACUCUUUGAAUGCGACAAGCUCAUCUUUGCCUCACAGAUGGCCUUCCAGAUACUUCUGAUGAGUGAGGAAAUUUCCCCGAUGGAGUUGGACUUUCUCUUGCGCUUCCCUAUAAAGCCACACGUGACGAGUCCUGUGGAUUUCCUCUCGAACUCCUCAUGGGGAGGAAUUUGUAGUCUGGCGUCGAAGGAUGAGUUCAGGAAUUUGGAUAGGGAUAUUGAGACGUCGUCCAAGAGAUGGAAGAAAUUUGUGGAGUCUGAGUGUCCGGAGAAGGAGAAAUUUCCACAGGAGUGGAAGAACAAGACAGCCCUGCAGAGGCUCUGCAUGAUGAGAGCUCUCCGGCCGGACAGAAUGACAUACGCCGUGGCGGACUUUAUUGAGGAGAAACUGGGCCCGAAGUACGUUGAGAACCGUACGAUGGAAUUUGCCAAGUCAUAUGAAGAGACCAGCCCGUCAACGCCAAUCUUCUUCAUACUAUCGCCAGGAGUGAAUCCACUGAAAGACGUGGAGACUCUUGGGCGACAGCUGGGCUACACUACAGACAAGGGGAACUUCCACAAUGUCUCUCUUGGUCAGGGACAGGAAGUGGUGGCCGAGGCGGCCAUGGAUGAGGCUGCCAAGCAUGGCCAUUGGGUGGUACUGCAGAAUAUUCAUCUGGUGAAGAAGUGGCUGCCGGCUCUGGAGAAGAAGCUAGAGCACUACUCGGAGGGAUCACACGAGAAUUAUCGUGUAUUUAUGAGUGCAGAGCCGGCAGCCACUGCGUCGGCCCACAUAAUCCCUCAGGGCAUCCUCGAGUCUUCCAUCAAGAUUACCAACGAACCACCGACAGGAAUGAUGGCGAAUCUUCACAAGGCGCUGGACAACUUCACGCAGGAGACGCUGGAGAUGUGUGGCAAGGAGGCGGAAUUCAAGGUGAUUCUCUUCGCGCUGUGCUACUUCCAUGCCGUGGUGGCGCAGAGGAGAAAGUUUGGUCCAGCUGGAUGGAAUAAGAUCUAUCCAUUCAACGUUGGUGAUCUCAACAUUAGUGUGAGCGUUCUUUACAACUACUUGGAAGCCAACUCGAAGGUUCCCUGGGAGGAUUUGAGGUAUCUCUUCGGCGAAAUCAUGUACGGUGGUCACAUCACAGACGACUGGGACAGGAGGCUCUGCAUCACGUAUCUGGAGGAGUACAUGCAACCCGAUCUGGUGGACGGAGAGUUGUUCCUCGCCCCUGGAUUUCCUGCGCCGCCCAACACUGACUACUCGGGCUAUCACAACUACAUUGAUGAGACAAUGCCGCCAGAAUCGCCCUACUUGUACGGUUUGCAUCCAAACGCCGAGAUUGGUUUCCUCACCACCACCUCGGAGAAUCUCUUCAGGACGGUCUUUGAGAUGCAACCACGUGAUGCGGGCGCUUCUGGUGGGACCACCGUCACACGUGAGGACAAAGUGAAGCAGAUUCUGGAUGAGAUCAUGGAGAAGUUGCCGGAGGAGUUCAACAUGACGGAGAUUAUGGGGAAGGUGGAGGAGAGGACGCCCUACGUCAUUGUGGCCUUCCAGGAGUGCGAAAGGAUGAAUUAUUUGACCAAUGAGAUCAAGAGAAGCCUCAAGGAAUUGGAUUUGGGGCUAAAGGGCGAGCUGACCAUCACGUCGGAUAUGGAGGAGCUGGAGAACGCCCUGUUCCUCGACCAGGUACCCAUGAUUUGGGCCGUGAGGGCGUACCCGUCCCUCCUGGGCCUUACGUCGUGGUUCGUGGAUCUCCUGCUGCGUCUCCGUGAACUGGAGACGUGGUCAACUGAUUUCGUGUUGCCAGCCUGCGUAUGGCUAGCUGGCUUCUUCAAUCCACAGAGUCUUCUCACAGCUAUUAUGCAAAGUACGGCGCGUAAGAAUGAAUUGCCACUGGAUAAAAUGUGUCUGGUAUGUGAUGUGACGAAGAAGCAAAAGGAAGAUUUCACAGCCGCACCGCGAGAAGGUGCCUACGUGCACGGGAUCUUCAUGGAGGGCGCGCGCUGGGACGUGCAGCAGGGCAUCAUCAUGGAGUCCCGCCUCAAGGAGCUGCAUCCGCCCCUGCCGGUGAUUAACAUUCGGGCCAUCACGCAGGACAAGCAGGACCUGAGGAACAUGUACGAGUGCCCAGUGUACAAGACGCGGACCCGAGGACCCACGUACGUGUGGACAUUCAAUCUGAAGACGAAGGACAAGCCCGCCAAGUGGACUUUGGCUGGCGUUGCACUCCUUCUGCAAGUCUAAAGUGGAAAUCUUGAUGGCGCCAAGAGUCAUCAACGCUAUUAUUACAUGUUAAUUGGCGCCAAGCACGCCACAAAAGAGCUUUCAGCGUAAACUUUUCAUUCAAAUGAUUAUCUAUUGACACUAUCUGGCUGGCAAAAAAGCGCAAUACUACAGAGAUGAAAACAAUCUUGAAUCACUUCGCGAUUGUUUGUGAAUCUCGUGGAAGAGUUUGUAUGUAAUUAAGACGAGAUGAGGAGGAAAAAAAUGUGAUUCACGCUUUUGUGAAUUAAUUUGCACACACGCAGCAUAAUUGUUAAUCAAUUUCCUGACACAGUGUUGUAAAAUGCUAUUUUUGUGAUCAAAUAGAGAUGGAAAAAACCGAUAAAGAGCGUCUCGAGAGUUCAAGAAGGCAGGAGUUCAAGUGAUUUUCAUAUUAGAGGAUGUUUUAUUCAUUUUUUCCUUAGUAUUUCAUUUUUUGUUGACUCUUUUUUUUUCUUUAGUAUAAUUUAUUCUUGCAAGACCUUCGCCAUGAGUGGCGCCUCGUGCAUCUCAUGUUUGGAGUCUUUUCGGUGUCUUGAGAGAUGCUGAAGAGGCACUCUGUACUCCGGUUCCUCUCCAUAUGAGAGGAGUUUGUUGUAUCAUGAAUUUGAUGAAUAAUUCCCGAGAGUGCGCACAUGCCAGCAGGAGCUGGGAAAUUUUCAACACAAUUUGCAAUUGUCGUUGGUGUUUGAAUUGAUCAAGGAGUCCUAAAAUGCACAUAUCAAAUGAGAUACAUUCCCGAGAAGAGAUUGAUUUAUGC
Phlebotomus argentipes is the source of this 14230-nucleotide messenger RNA. It is a transcript of the gene Dhc93AB, whose product is annotated as dynein beta chain, ciliary. The transcript has 20 exons. Gene Ontology annotation, molecular function: dynein light intermediate chain binding; minus-end-directed microtubule motor activity; ATP binding. NCBI's taxonomy places the organism in Eukaryota, Metazoa, Arthropoda, Insecta, Diptera, Psychodidae. Gene Ontology annotation, biological process: microtubule-based movement. The record is from RefSeq and is a predicted model, not a curated record. The coding region runs from base 1 to 13452 and encodes 4483 amino acids. Gene Ontology annotation, cellular component: dynein complex.